GUUACCUCUGCCUUUCACAACUCGCCUAGUAGUUCUCUUCUCGCAAAGUCGCCCAAUUCAAUCAACCUAUCGCAAACACGAUGUCAAACGUUUUCUUCUACGAGCCUUUCUACGACUUUGACCGCUUCUUUGACGAAGCCUUCAACUUCCGCAACUUCCGUUCGGGCGAGACGGGGACUCAACUCCAGCGCCGCCAGUCUGCGACGAACGGGGAUGGAGCCAUCCGCUAUUUCAAGCCAAGGAUGGACUUACAUGAAGACAAAGAGAAGAACCUCGUAACUGCGACCUUCGAGCUACCCGGUCUCAAGAAGGAGGAUAUCUCGAUCGACGUCCAGAAUGGCCGCUUGACCGUGUCCGCCGAGAGCAAGUCGUCCUCCGAGCACAACGAGAACGGGUACGCAGUCCGUGAGCGAAGAUUUGGCAAGUUCUCGAGGACUUUGCAGUUGCCUGAAGGUCUGAAGGAUGACACCAUCAAGGCAUCGAUGCAAGAUGGAGUAUUGACUGUUACUUUCCCUAAAACGAGCCCUGAGCUCGCGCCCAAGAAGAUCGCCAUCAACUAAGCGAUCGAUGACUCUGGUUGUUGGUGUUGAAUGACUUUGACGAAACAUUACGACCUCAUUGCUAGCAUUCUCAUGGACUUUCACUCAUUUGUAACACCAGCAACUCUACUGCACUGCAUUUUGCUACUUAAUGUUGGUAGUAGGAGAGUAAUUGAUAGUAUCGUUUGUUCCUUC
This is a messenger RNA of Coprinopsis cinerea okayama7#130, 734 nucleotides long. Its product is annotated as small heat shock protein. The transcript has 3 exons. The record is from RefSeq and is a predicted model, not a curated record. Bases 81 to 560 code for a protein of 159 amino acids. Lineage: Eukaryota; Fungi; Basidiomycota; Agaricomycetes; Agaricales; Psathyrellaceae. Gene Ontology annotation, biological process: response to hydrogen peroxide; protein folding; protein complex oligomerization.